CACCAUCUAGCAAUCCGGCCAACAAGUCCUCCUUGGUUUCCUUGGCAUCCUUCUUCCCCUUCGGGCAGCAUGAGUGCCGAGUGCAGCAGCUACCUCAACACCGACGGCGUGUUGGUGGACGCCUUCUUCUGCCCCAAAGCCGGAAGUGACGCCUCCGCCGGGUUCUGCUGCGGAUUUAAUGACCUGAAGUAUUGCUGCGAUGACCCCGACAGCUUCUACCCCGACGACUACGCGUACAUGUGGUGGCUGAGUAUCUGGGCUCUCGUCGGCCUGUCUUUUGCAGCCGUGGUCCUCCUUGCCUUCCUCGUCACCGUGUGUGUCCUUUGCUACCUCGUCAUUGUAACCAAACCCAGUCGUCUUGACAACAACAUCCUCUUGCGACCACCAGAAGGCGAGGGAGCCGGCGCGUCGAGAGCAUCGUGCGUCUCCGGUCCACAGGGUUUCAGACAACACUUCAUGAGCAGAAAGCUUCAUUGUGACAACCAGUCCGCGGAUCCGGAGCGCCUGUUCCAGAGAUGCUUCACAGCGACCGCGACAAGUGUCAGAGUGGAGAGCCCCUCAUAAUCACCAAAGUGCCUGUAAAUUCAAACAAAAGACUGACUGGUUGAGGAGAUGUAAGUGUAAGUGAUUGUAUCUUAUUAUUGACAUGCACCAAGCACAGGAUAUUUACAGUGGAUGUAUAAAAAAAAAAUGGAUGUUUGUCAAU
Molecule: messenger RNA, 706 nt
Organism: Nerophis lumbriciformis (worm pipefish)
Lineage: Eukaryota; Metazoa; Chordata; Actinopteri; Syngnathiformes; Syngnathidae
Product: protein shisa-like-2A
Source: RefSeq, a predicted model, not a curated record